Messenger RNA from Patiria miniata (bat star), 603 nucleotides. RefSeq lists its product as uncharacterized. The record is from RefSeq and is a predicted model, not a curated record. Lineage: Eukaryota; Metazoa; Echinodermata; Asteroidea; Valvatida; Asterinidae. The transcript has a single exon. Bases 1 to 603 code for a protein of 200 amino acids.
AUGCUCCUCAAACUACAGAAAUACCAGGUGGAUGUGCGCUACCGAAAAGGAACUGAACUUGUAGUUGCACAUGCACUCAGCCGCAAUUUUCCACCAUACAUCCCCGACCCAAAGGACGACAACUGUGAAAUCCCAGUAUGCAUGAUAACUUGCCUACCAAUGUCAGCUGAAAGGAUAUCAGAACUUCAGCGUGAAACCGCAAAUGAGCCAGUUAUGCAGCAGUUGGCAGCAACUAUUCGUGAGGGUUGGCCUGACCUGAAGUCACAAGUAUCAGCCAACCUUGCACCCUACUGGGACUUUCGCGAACAGCUCACACUUGAAGAGGAUCUCAUCUUCAAAAAUGACAAAGUUAUCAUCCCAGCAAGCCUGACCAAACUCAUGCUAACCAAAGUACAUCAAAGUCACCAAGGAAUCGAGAAAACAAAGCGGUUAGCACGAGAUAUCAUGUUCUGGCCAAACAUGUCUGCGCAGAUAACUGACAUGGUUAGUCGAUGCCCGAUAUGCAGUGCUAACCAACACAAAAAUCGCAAAGAGCCAAUGAUACCACACGAGCUUCCUCUCCGACCAUGGCAGAAAGUUGGCUCUGAUUUGUUCGAGAUAUGA